AUGUUUCGUCUUUUUAACGUCUUCCAAUAUGCAAGAAUGAGCACUAUUUCUUCUGCGAUAAAUUUACCAACAAUAUAUGCACUUUCAACACCUCCAGGACAAAGAUCAGCAAUUGCGCUCAUUAGAGUUACCGGUACUCAAUCGAAAUAUAUUUAUCAUAAAUUAACUGGCAAAGAAAAGAAUCCGGUUCCCAGAAAGGCGAUGUACCGGAAUCUGUAUAUGCCAGGAUCGAAUAUCUUAUUAGAUUCGACGAUAGUUCUAUAUUUCAAAGCUCCGCAUUCCUUCACUGGUGAAGAUAUAAUAGAACUUCAUUGUCAUGGGGGCAGGGCAGUUACAUCUGCAAUUUUGAACUCCAUUCAAGCAUUAAAUGAUAUGGAGAACGGUAUUGAUAUACGGUAUGCCGGACCUGGUGAAUUCUCUCGAAGAUCUUUUCAAAAUGACAAAUUUGAUUUGACUGAAUUAGAAAGUAUAAACCAAUUGAUCGAUUCUGAAACGGAAUUGCAAAGGAGAUGUGCGUUAUCUAGCUUUAAUGGUGAGAAUAAGGUAAUGUUUCAGAAUUGGAGACAAACCCUAAUUGAAAAUAUGGCACCAUUAACCGCCAUAGUGGACUUCGGUGAAGAAAUCGAAAUCGAAGGUAUGGAAUCGAUCCUGAACAACAUUAAAAGGGAUGUAUUAAAAUUAAAAAAAGAGGUGCAAAGUUUUAUUGAAAGGAUAGAGAAAUCAUCUAUUCUACAGAAUGGUAUUAGAAUAAGCUUACUGGGGAAACCGAAUGCGGGGAAAUCAUCAUUGAUAAACAGUCUUACUAAUAAUGACGUUUCUAUUGUAAGUUCGAUUCCUGGAACAACUAGAGAUUCUAUUGACGCUCCUAUUGAUAUUAACGGAUAUAAAGUAAUUAUUACUGAUACAGCUGGGUUAAGAGAACAGUCAGAUGAUAUCAUUGAAAAUUUGGGUAUCGAGAGAGCCAUCGAGAAGAGUAAACGAAGUGAUAUAUGUUUAUUUGUUUUAGAGGCAGACAGUUCUAUGAAAAUUGAUGAGUCCUUAAACAAACUACUUCUAUCAAAGGAGCUACAAGAUAAAAAGGUCAUCCUGGUCGUCAAUAAAGAGGAUUUAAUUAUAAAUAAGGAUGAACUUCGAACAAUGAUACAUAACUUAAACAAUGAAAUGAAAAACCAAUAUCCAAUUUUGCCGAUAUCUUGCCUCAAUCAAUGUGGUAUUUCUGAUCUUAUUGAUCUUUUGACAAAAGAGUUUAAAGAAUUAUCUGAUACAAGCGAUGGAGCAGAUCCUAUUAUUAUGUCCCAACGAGUAAAAGAUAUUUUAAUAAAUGACGUGAUAUUUGGGCUCAAUUCGUUUAUUGAUUGCUUGGAUAGUGAUAUAGAUAUUGUUCUCGCUACAGAGAAUUUGAAUUUGGCAAUUGAAGGAAUAGGUAAGAUAACUGGACAGGUAGUUGGGAUUGAAGAAGUGCUAGAUGUUGUGUUUGCCAACUUCUGUGUGGGUAAAUGA
Molecule: messenger RNA, 1500 nt
Organism: Naumovozyma castellii
Lineage: Eukaryota; Fungi; Ascomycota; Saccharomycetes; Saccharomycetales; Saccharomycetaceae
Gene: MSS1
Product: Mss1p
Exons: 1
Coding region: 1-1500 (499 amino acids)
Source: RefSeq, a predicted model, not a curated record